This is a messenger RNA of Struthio camelus australis, 5139 nucleotides long. RefSeq names its product zinc finger protein 710 (gene ZNF710). Gene Ontology annotation, biological process: regulation of transcription by RNA polymerase II. Gene Ontology annotation, molecular function: RNA polymerase II cis-regulatory region sequence-specific DNA binding; DNA-binding transcription factor activity. The record is from RefSeq and is a predicted model, not a curated record. Lineage: Eukaryota; Metazoa; Chordata; Aves; Struthioniformes; Struthionidae.
UUAAGUGAGAGCGUUCCAUACAAACAUGCCGCGCUGAUGAAGGCAUAGUUUUUUACAUUUGUCUUUUGGCUGAGAAGUAGGCUCCACUUCAACAUAUGCUUAGGCGCAAUCUCCUUAAUAUCAACUGAAUUAAUCAUGUACUUGGAUGUUUUGCCAAAUCAGGACCAAAACAAAAGAAAUAGCAGGCAGAGCCAUGACAGCAUAGAUAGAUGGUGCGAGAGAUGGAUCGCUUCACUGAGUGUGGGACUCAGACAGAUGCUGUGGUGGUGCUGUCUCUGGCACAGGCAGCAGUUCUGGGCUUGGUGUCUGAGAAUGAGCUUUUUGGGGCCACCAUCAGCCCUGGGGGCUUCUUCCCAGUGCUGGGAAGCGAACUUUCGGACACUGCAACAGUUGAGCCAGAGGAGCCAGAAGGUGACGACAGGCUGGAGCACGAGGGGCAGGCGCAAGGGGAAGCACAGGAAGAGGAAGCGUUAGAGGCAGAGUCGUCAUUUGAAAAGCAUGCCCGGAGGAGAAAACGGCCUCCCGUGAGGCUGGUGCCCAAAGUCAAGUGUGAAAAGGCUGAGGCAGAAGAAGAGGUAGUGUAUGAAGUGUCUAUCCCUGGAGAAGACAAAGAGAAACUGCAGCACAGUCACCCACCUGCUUUUGAAGACUCCAGCCACGAGAAGACGGUGCAGAGCAGCACCAUGAAGAUGAUUGACCUCAGCGCCUAGCACCUGCGUAGACAUGUGCGCCAGGAGCUGGAGCUUGGGAGCUAUGAGCAUCGCUUUCGGGACCCCGUUCAGGUGGGCAUCGCAGAGGCCAGCCUGGGCGGCGCGCCGGAGAGCACUGGCGCAGAGGCCCUGCGGACUGAGUGCGCGUUUGAGGCAAAUGCCCCAUCUCUGAGCGAUGCAGAAGCCCCUGUACCAGAGUCACCAGAGCAGGUGAAGAACGAGCAGGGCUUUAUAUGGCAGGAGCCUGGGGAGUUUGACACAGAUGCAGCUGGAGCCAACAGUGAGCGCAACAAGAAGGCCCAACUGGACCGCCUGGACAUCAACGUGCAGAUUGAUGACUCAUACCUGGUGGAGGCGGGAGAUCGCCAGAAGCGCUGGCAGUGCCGUAUGUGCGAGAAAUCCUACACUUCGAAGUACAACCUGGUGACCCACAUCCUGGGCCACAACGGCAUCAAGCCCCACUCCUGCCCGCACUGCAACAAGCUCUUCAAGCAGCCCAGCCACCUGCAGACACACUUGCUGACCCACCAGGGCACCCGGCCGCACAAGUGCGAGGUGUGCAACAAGGCGUUCACGCAGACCAGCCACCUGAAGAGACACAUGCUGCUGCACACCGACAUCAAGCCAUACAGCUGCCAGUUCUGCGGGAGGGGCUUCGCCUACCCCAGCGAGCUGAAGGCACACGAGGUGAAGCACGAGAACGGCCGUUGCCACGUGUGCGUGGAGUGCGGCCUGGACUUCUCCACGCUCACGCAGCUGAAGCGCCACCUCUCCACGCACCAGGGGCCCACGCUCUACCAGUGCCUAGAGUGCAACAAGUCAUUCCACUACCGCAGCCAGCUGCAGAACCACAUGCUGAAGCACCAGAACGUCCGGCCCUUUGUCUGCACGGAGUGCGGCAUGGAGUUCAGCCAGAUCCACCACCUCAAGCAGCACUCGCUCACCCACAAGGGUGUGAAAGAAUUCAAGUGUGAGGUGUGUGGGCGGGAGUUCACCCUGCAGGCCAACAUGAAGCGGCACAUGCUCAUACACACCAGUGUCCGUCCGUACCAGUGUCACAUCUGCUUCAAGACAUUUGUGCAGAAGCAGACGCUCAAGACCCAUAUGAUUGUGCACUCACCGGUGAAGCCAUUCAAAUGCAAGGUUUGUGGGAAAUCCUUCAACCGCAUGUACAACCUGCUGGGCCACAUGCACCUGCAUGCUGGGAGCAAGCCCUUCAAGUGUCCCUACUGCUCCAGCAAGUUCAACCUGAAGGGCAACCUGAGCCGGCACAUGAAGGUCAAACAUGGGGUUAUGGACAUCAGCCUGGACAGCCAAGAUACCAUGAUGGACCUGGCCGGGACAGAUCCAGCUGAGCUGGACGGCCAGCAGGAAAUGGAAGACUAUGAGGAGGAGAACUCUUACGACUACAGAGGGGUGAGGAACCCUCCGGAUGAGAACGCACUGACAGAGCAGGCUAUGAAGGAGAUGGCUUAUUACAACAUGUUGUAGCUGAGCGACAGGGCAGCAGGCCCAGAGCACACUGGAAGAAGGCUGCCAGUGACCUGCUUGGACUUUAUUUGGUAAGAGGAGCUCCUGUCACACUGCUGACAGGCUGUCACUCCCUGCAGCAUCUGGAACAGACCUGCACCACUGCCCCAUGAGAGGGGGGAGGCUCAAGCUAAGUGGGUGAAGGAGGAAACAGGGAUGUCCUAAACCUUUGCUGGGGCAAAGGAAGGAGCAGAGGCUGGAGGUGGCACAAGGCAGCGGUAGCUACCUGCUGUGAGCGCUCAGAGCUGGUGUACUGAGCCAUUAAGGGCUCAGUUCUAGGAUGUUUUGAGGCCGCUGCAGAGAUUUGGUUGAGCUUUUACUGUCACUUGGAUCAUUCCCUCUCAGGGCCCCUUCUUCCCCACUCACCCCGAGAGGGAGCGUCAGAGCUGCGCACUUGGUGCUUGCAGCUCACCUGCCCAGCAUUGAACUCCCUUCACUCUUCUGUACUCCUGCCUGCCCCUGGCUGAGCUCCUUUUAGUGACAAGCCACGACUUGACUCUGGUGUUCACCCUUGCUUGUACACUAGAGUUCUCCAGAAAGCAUACUUGAAGCUGCAGGCAGGGGAAGGCACAUCCCAGAAGAUGAUGAGCAUUACUAAUUACUCUACCUCCUGAGUCCUCCCUAAUCAGCUGUGCUGUGGUUGCAGAUCAGCCUGUAACCAUCAGGCCUUUACUCCUGCCUUUUGAACACCCAGCAGGGCAGAAGCCCCUCUACCUGCAAGAAGUCAAGCAGAAAGGAAGCUGUUUUGCAUUUCCUGCUCUUUCACUGUCUCUUCAGCAGGUGAGAACAGUUGUGAUUGUUUCAGCAUCAGGUGCAAGCUGAUGCAGACAAAACUGUGGCGACCCAAGAGAGGCCACAGGGCACAUACAAAACAGAAUAUUUUCUUACAAACUAAUUGCAAAGCUCGGUGGAAGCAGCAGCUCUGAACAGAGCAGCUUUAGAGAGCAACGUAUUUAAUGGAAGGCAAACCCUGUUCACCUUGAGCAAAUGAUGGUAUUUUGAAAGUAAUUUAUUUUUUUCAGAUGUGCUGCGUGGUUGGACUUAUCUUUUCACUGAGUUCAGUUUCCUUCAACCAACGUUCUUUGUAAACCUGUGUAAUGUGUGUGAUCUGUGAAGCUGCAAGCAGAGCAGGCUGCAUUGGAACUCAGGGCUCCUGAGGGAGGGCUGAGGACCAAAGAGAGAUGUCCUGCUAGCUGCAGGAAAGCAGCCGUGUUGGUCUACUGAGUAAGGAGGCAGGGCCUGUGGCUAAUGAACCAAAGCUGCUGUAUAUGCUAUAGGCACUAUCUCUUGACCCCUUUGAGCUUCUCCAGUCUCAACCAUCCCACCAAGGAACAGAGGCGUUCAGAGUUCAGGAAAAGGGUUUUGUUCUGGAAACACAGCCCUUGGGCUGCUGGCUUGCCUAACUGACUCUCAGAUGCUGUGGAGGGAGGGAAGAGAAACAUGCCAGAAGUGAUGGGAGGCAAAGGUGGCAACUGCGGUGCCUGUGUUCCCAUCCCCUCUGCUGCAAAGAGGGAGCAGGGGGCAGCACACGCACGCCUGCCCAGCACAGAGCACCGCUCUCACAAGCGUGCCCCACGCUGUUCGUAACCCCAGCAGGCACUAGAGAGUUCAGGGAGGCUGCAGCAGGCCCAAGACCUGGAGGCAAACCAUGAUUCCAGAGACAGAGCGGAGGGGAGCUUCCUGGGGAAGAAGUAGCAGUAUUUGCACAGAGUCCAAGAGAACCUUAGCUAACCCUCUGCCUACACGCACACUGCUGGGAGGCUCCCCUGAUGAGGGGGUAGCAACACCUCUCAGGGCAGAGCAAGCAUGCUGCUCUCAGCGCAGGCUGUUGGGCCAGCACAGCCAUGUGCCUGCCCUGGCAGCUCUUUGCUGGGGUGGGUUGCAUGCUGCCUGCCUUGCUCAAGGCCCAUCAGGAUUUGUGGGUGCUGCCAAAUAGUGUUGUAGGUCCCCGUUCCCUGGCUGAGGGGGUGUCUCUUUGUGGUUGCUGUGAAAGUGAAGCUAAGCACCUGCCUUGCCCCCUCAGUUAGUGGGCUAGCAUAGCCAGAGGGGGAUGCCUAUCCCCUGUCACCAAACAGGUCAUGCUGGUGAAGAACACCAGCUCUGAGAGCAGGUGAUGCAACUCGGCACUUUCCCUGGCAGGGCUCAUGGCCAGCUCCAGGCUCUGUGCCCAGAGCCCCCCAGCAAGGUGCAGUGCAGCAUUCAUUGCUAGGGCCCCCAGCUUUGCUCUUGCCUUCUUCCUGCCGGUGGAGUAACUUUCUCCAGACUUAGGGCAGGAUGGAGAAGGCACUGAGCUUCCCCAAGCAGCAGAGAGCUCAGCCAGUUUGGCAGUACAGCCCCCUACCCCAAUCGACUUCUGUGCUUUGAGAUAGCACAGCAUAUCCCCCACAAACUACCUCUGUCCCUGGUUACCAAAAAAAACAAAACAAAACAAAACACGCUUGCACAACAGGCAGUGGCUGUGAGGAGCAUCCCCUCCCGAGCCAGGCUGGGGCCCAGGAGCAGAUAGGUUAGGGAAGCCGAGCAGAAAGAGCCUUCACCGCUGCCAAGGUAGCAGCGUCCGCUGCGUACCCCAGGCUGGCGGGGCAGAGCUCCGGGAGGCACGCGGCACAGCCCUGGGGCUAGUCAGCACCAGGGUUCGCUCUAGCAGCUCGUGGAGACGAGGCAGAGGGUGCUGCUGGAGGAUGUGGUCAGUGCCUCUCCCCCGGAGGGGCUGUGGCUCGCAGCAGUAGUUGUACAGAGGAUGCCUGCAAGCUGUGCAGCUCCUGUGACUCCAUUACGUUACUGCGUUGUGUAUGCAGAGUGGUUCAGCCGUCUCUUGUGCAAAGCCCUACUGUGUUUUUUUGAUCUCCUUGGUUUGAAGAGUUGUUUAGCAAUAAUUCUAAAUAAAUGAAUAUUCUGC